Molecule: messenger RNA, 411 nt
Organism: Rhagoletis zephyria (snowberry fruit fly)
Lineage: Eukaryota; Metazoa; Arthropoda; Insecta; Diptera; Tephritidae
Source: RefSeq, a predicted model, not a curated record
ACGGUAACGCCGGCGGCUUUGGCGGCGGCAGCUACGGUAACAGCUACGGUAACAUGGGCGGCGGCAUGGGCGGAUUCGGUGGCAAGAGCAGAGGCGGCGGCCUAGGCUCGACGCUGGGCGCUGCCGGUUUUGGCGCGGUGGCCGGCACGGCGCUGGGCGCCUACGGCGGCUACAAGAUGGGCAAGAUGGUCGGCUCGCUGGGCAGGAGUGGCCACUACGGAUACUACAGCGACCAGGGCCGGUACAUACGCUGCGACCCACCGAAGAACAUCAAGGUCGACCCGGAGACGAAUGUGACGUACAUUCCCCUGGAGGAGGAUUACGACAAGCGGUGCUCCUACUUUGACCGACAGCCACCGCAGUACUACCGCGGCCCGCCCGCCGGAUACUACGCCAGCGGCGCCGCCGGAA